Molecule: messenger RNA, 884 nt
Organism: Arachis duranensis
Lineage: Eukaryota; Viridiplantae; Streptophyta; Magnoliopsida; Fabales; Fabaceae
Product: serine/arginine-rich splicing factor RSZ22
Exons: 6
Coding region: 147-692 (181 amino acids)
Biological process (GO): mRNA splicing, via spliceosome
Cellular component (GO): nuclear speck
Molecular function (GO): zinc ion binding; RNA binding
Source: RefSeq, a predicted model, not a curated record
GAAUAUAUAAUCUUCCAUUAUCCUUUUCACCUUUCAAAUUCGCUAUCUUUAAUUUUUUUUUCUCUUCUUUCCAAAACCUAAAAGCUCCCUUUAUAUUUUACCCCAAUUUCCCUAAAACUCACAGGCACUUGUUAAAGACUGAAACGAUGUCCCGUGUGUAUGUUGGUAAUCUGGAUUCAAGGGUCACAGAGAGGGACCUUGAAGAUGAAUUCCGUGUUUUCGGAGUUAUUCGGAGUGUUUGGGUUGCAAGGAGGCCGCCUGGUUAUGCUUUUAUUGACUUUGAUGACAGUAGAGAUGCGCGUGAUGCUAUUCGUGAAUUGGAUGGCAAGAAUGGUUGGAGGGUAGAGCUUUCUCACAACUCAAGAGGUGGAGGUGGUGGCCGUGGAGGUGGCCGUGGUCGCUCUGGUGGUUCUGAUUUGAAAUGCUACGAGUGUGGUGAACCUGGUCAUUUUGCUCGUGAGUGUCGCUUGCGUGGUGGUUCAGGAAGACGUCGUAGCCGCAGCCCACCUCGAUUUCGUAGGAGCCCAAGUUAUGGUCGGAGAAGUUACAGUCCCCGUGGACGGUCCCCUAGGCGCCGCAGUUUGUCACCUCGUGGACGGAGCUACAGCAGGUCACCUCCUUACCGUGGACGUGAGGAGUUACCAUAUGCCAAUGGAAAUGGCAUUAGGGAACGUCGCCGAAGCAGAAGUUGAAAUUUAAAUGUUGGUAGCUGCAGUUAUUAAGAGGAUAAUGAAAUUAUGUUAAUCAAUGGUGCUUGGACUGCACCAUAAGUAUGUUUUGUUGGGCAAUGCCCUGAGACUCCACAGUUCUACUCUUGGAUUGGAUUAGUUACUUGAAUUCUCGGCUUGUGUUGCUUUUAUCUAUGAAGAAAAUUUUUAGUUCCA